UCCUUCUCCUGUUUAAACCUCAGCAGAUUUAGUGAGCGCUUGGCAACCCGGUAAGGCGCAUUGAAAGCGAUUUGGAAAAGAAAACCCAGACUGACGAAGAGAAAUCUCAAAGGACUUGUUCCCUUGUUUCCAGAGACACUCUUGUUACUUUUUACAUCAAUAAAAUCCUCCAUACAGCUGAUGACCUCGACUAUGAUGGCCUGAUAUUUCAUAACAUUAAUCACAAAUACGUCUCUGCGAGUAGAACGAGUAUAAACUCCUCAGGUGCCGCAACACAUUUCUUCAUCACCAACAAAAUGGAAGACACUUUCAAAGACGAGAUUCGGACUAAUAAUGUCCAGGGACUAUGAAGAGCCUGGCAAUUCAGUAGGGAUGUUGGCAGCAGUGGAACAUGGUCCUGUCCUCUGCAGUGACUCCAACAUCCUCUGCCUAUCAUGGAAAGGAAGGGUUCCCAAAAGUGAGAAGGAAAAGCCGGUGUGCAGGAGACGCUACUAUGAGGAAGGCUGGUUGGCCACCGGAAAUGCAAGGGGUGUUGUUGGAGUGACUUUCACUUCCAGUCACUGUAGGAGGGACAGGAGUACUCCACAGAGAAUUAAUUUCAAUUUAAGAGGCCACAACAGUGAGGUUGUCCUUGUCCGCUGGAAUGAGCCAUUUCAAAAGCUUGCUACGUGUGACAUGGAAGGGGGGAUAUUUGUAUGGAUACAGUAUGAGGGGCGAUGGUCUGUGGAGUUGGUUAAUGAUAGAGGAGCUCAGGUAAGUGACUUUACCUGGUCCCAUGAUGGAACUCAGGCCCUGAUUGCCUACAGAGAUGGCUUUGUCUUGGUGGGCUCAGUCAGUGGCCAGAGGCAUUGGUCAUCUGAGAUCAACCUUGAGAGUCAAAUCACCUGUGGAAUAUGGACCCCUGAUGACCAACAGGUGUUAUUUGGAACAGCAGAUGGGCAAGUAAUUGUGAUGGACUGUCAUGGUCGGAUGCUUGCUCAUGUUCUUCUACAUGAGUCCGAUGGCAUUGUGGGCAUGUCCUGGAACUGCCCUGACUUCCUGGUGGAAGACAGCACUGAGAGUGAUACGGACUCUGAUGACAAUACCCCAAGUCAAGCACGUAAUGUGAAGCCCCUUCUUACAGUAAGCUUCAUAUCUGGAGACAUAAGUCUAAUGAACAACUAUGAUGACCUUUCCCCUAACAUUAUCCACUCAGGACUAAAAGAUGUGGAGGUGCAGUGGUGCUCUCAGGGAGACUUGUUAGCUGUAGCUGGAAUGGAGAGACACGGGUUGCCUUCUGACUCAGCCUGUUCCUCCAUGAUAAGGAAUGCCCUAGUCAAGUUCUACAAUGUCCAAGGAGAACAUAUAUAUACUUUGGAAACACCUGCGCAGAGGCCCAUCACUACUAUAUGCUGGGGCCACAGGGACUCACGGUUGUUCCUAGCUUGUGGUCCAGCACUGUAUGUUGUACGGGUUGAGCACAGGGUGGCCAGCCUCCAGCUGCUGUGUCAGCAGGGCAUAGCCAGUGCCCUAAGAGAGGAGAGAGAUGUGAGCAAACUGAACAUGCCAUCUCUCCUCUGUUCCUACGUUACCAGUGCAUUCAUACCAACAAUCAAGCCUCCUAUUCCUGAUCCAAACAACAUCCGUGACUUUGUUAGCUACCCCACAGCUGGAAAUGAGAGAUUGCAUUGUACAAUGAAGCGUGCUGAAGAGAAUCCAGAGGCAGGAGGCCCAUGCUAUACGCUCUAUUUGGAGCACUUGGGGGGUUUGGUCCCUAUUCUUAAAGGCCGUCGUAUCAGCAAACUGCGUCCAGAGUUUGUUAUAAUGGACCCCAAAAUGGACAGUAAGACAGAUGAUGUCUGUGUGAAUGGUAUGUUAUCCUACAUGACUGACAGCUGCAACUGCUCUGACUCUAGUGACAUUGAGUUGAGUGAUGAAUGGGUCGAAAGGAAGUCACCUAAACUUUCUAGAGGAAACAGGUCUCCCAAACUUCCAAGAAUCAAUAUGGAAUCAAGAAAGUCUCCCAAACUUGCCCAAACAUCCCAAGAAUUAUCCAGGUCUCCAAGAUUACCAAAGAAAGCUACUAUACGAUCUCCAAGUCUCACUCGCAGAGAGUUUCCAGUAGAUGGAAUAAGUGAGCAUAAUUAUCUGGCUCAAGUCACCUCUAAUAUUUGGGGUACGAAGUUUAAGAUUGUGGGACUUGCUUCUUUUUUGCCAGCAAAUUUGGGUGCAGUUAUCUACAAAACCAGUUUGUUGCACUUGCAACCACGUCAGAUGACAAUCUAUCUCCCGGAGGUCCGUAAAAUUUCCCUUGACUUCAUGAGUCUCCCAGUCUUCAAUCCCAAUGUGUUUAGCGAAGAUGAAGAUGAUUUACCAGUCAUGGGUCCUUCAGGGGUGUCCGGUGAUAAUCCUCCCUGCACAGUUAAUAUUCCCAUUGCUCCUAUACAUAGUCCUGCUCAAGCCAUGUCGCCCACACAGAGCAUAGGACUUGUGCAGUCUCUCUUAGCAAAUCAGAAUAUUCAGCUUGAUGUCCUGACCAAUCCCACAGCCACUGCAGCUGCUGCAGCGGCGGCAGCAAAGGCAGCAGUUCCUGAUCAUGGUGCAGACAAUGUGACAGCGCAGUACACUGUGCCAGCAAGAUACUCUAGUCCUGGACAGGUUAUCUUUAGUGGCCUUGAAAUGGGUAACCUGAGUUUGAGUGGAACACUCCCACCACCACCACAUCAUUUGCCACCACAACCUCCUCAACAGCAACGUCAACAGCAACAAGAAGAUCAUCAUCAAACAUCAAAACAUCAGCAGCAGGCGCAAACACAACAGCAGCAUCUGAAGUUGCACCAGCAAGCACAGCAACAGCAGCACCAACAACCAAUGCAACAUCAUCAACAGCAGCACCAACAACCAAUGCAGCAUCAUCAACAGCAGCACCAACAACCAAUGCAGCAUCAUCAACAGCAGCACCAACAACCAAUGCAGCACCAUCAACAGCAGCACCAACAACCAAUGCAGCAUCAUCAACAGCAGCACCAACAACCAAUGCAGCAUCAUCAACAGCAGCACCAACAACCAAUGCAUCAUCAACAGCAGCACCAACAACCAAUGCAGCAGCAUCAUCAACAGCAGCAUCAACAACCAAUGCAGCAGCAGCAUCAUCAACAGCAGCACCAACAACCAAUGCAGCAGCAUCAUCAACAGCAGCACCAACAACCAAUGCAGCAGCACCAACAACCAAUGCAGCAUCAUCAACAGCAGCACCAACAACCAAUGCAACAUCAUCAACAGCAGCACCAACAACCAAUGCAACAUCAUCACCAACAGCACCAACAACCAAUGCAACAUCAUCAACAGCAUUUGCAGCACCAACAACAAAUGCAAACCCAGCAUCAUCAGCAAAUUCAACAGCACAUACAACAACAGCAUCAACAGCAAAUGCAACAGCAGCAGCAUCAAAUACAGCAGCAGCAACUACAGCAACAUCAGCAAAUGCAACAGCAGCAAUUGCAACAGCAAAUACAUCAGCAGCAAGUCCAACACCACCAUCAGCAAAUACAACAGCAGCAGCAUCAGAUACACCUCCAGCAUGAGCAAAUGCAGCAGCAGCAACAACAAAUUCGCCAACAGAUUCAAGAAAUGAGACAGCAGCAGCAACAGCUUCAGCAGCAGCAUCAGCAAAUGCAGCAGCAACAUCAACAGAUGCAAAGACAGCAUCAACAAAUGCAGCAACAACUCAAAAUGCAAAUAUCCUUACCACCUCCUCCUUCAGGAUAUGCCCCUAUUUCCAUGCAUCAGCUCCAGAUGAUGCCUGCAAUUCCUCACCCAGACCAACCACCAGAAAGAGCAGAGCAAUCACACACUCUGAAAGUCCCUUCUAGACCACAGUCUUUUAUUGAAAAUGACAACUCUCUUGAAAUUCAAAUGCGUAAAAUGAAUCCUCCACCACCAUACCCUGGCACGGUGGUAUCUGCAGCAACGGCAGGUCCCCCAGUCCAGCCAGGUCUAAUUAGUAACAAUGAGAACAAUAACACACUGGCAGCAGACCCGUGCCUAUCAAAGGAUGAGUUUUCUCUUCACCCAGUGAGCAUCCAGUACCCAACACCUCUUGGUUAUGAAAGGAUAACAACGUUUGACAGCAGUGGAAAUGUGGAGGAGGUGUGUCGCCCACGGAGACGUCUUAUACGAAACCAGAAUGCCUAUGGCUUGCAAGGAAUGGGCAGUUCGGCUACAUUGAAAGUCACCUCAUCUGAAAAUAAGAAGGUCCAGCUUCCCUAUAGCUCAGCAACUCUCAGUCGCCUUUCAGUGCCUCGGUAUUCCAUACCAAGUGGAGAUCCUCCACCAUAUCCAGACCCUGCUAAUCAAAUCAAUGUCACUAGGAGUCCGACACAAAGGAUCGACAGCAGUCUUAUCCAUGCUACGCUACGACGGGAUCGGAGAGAAAAUGCUCUGAAAGUUCCUCAAAUGGUGGAUACAGCAAGGACUCUACCAACAAAAUCUAAAGUGAAUAGUGCCCUUGCACAUUCUUACCAGCCCAGGAUCCCCACAGCUUUGUACACUUGCACUCAGUGCAGCAGUAACAGCAGCAGCACAAGUGUAAGUGUCAGUGGUGGUGGAAGCAACAGCAGUGGCAUUGCAGGGGGCACCGUAGUGCGGCAGGAUUUUCCCCCUGGCAAAGGGGCACAACAUAGUACCAUAAUUGUGCAUUCUAAAAGUGCUUCAACUCUGGCUUCACAGUCUUCUUACAACCUACUGAGCCCUGUUGACAAUAGUAGAGACAGGACGGUGUACAUCAACUCUGCUUUUACUGAAGAUGAGACUCUAAACCAGCAGUGCCACUUGGAAAAAUCAAUGCGCCAUUUAACUCUCGGAGAUGUAAGUUUAACAGUGAAGCGGCCACCACCUUACCAGUGGGAUUCUCCUGCUUCAGAUCAAAUAUGGAUGGCCCAGGAUCAAAAUAUGCUGACCAGCCCAUCAGGACCUCACAAACCACCCCAUCUUUUACUCAGCCAAGCACAGCACUUAGACAUAACUCGACUACCUUUUGUUCUUUCAACAAAGCCUCCCUCUAGUCCCAAUUCUAUGACCCUGCCAUCACCCUAUCAGGUUUCACUUUCACCUUUUCCCCCUGGUAUGGGCCACAGUGGUCCUCAGUUUCAGUCAUUGCAAAGUACUCCACAGCCAUGUAGCCCCAGUGACAUGGUAACAUCAAUUCCAUUUAACCAACAGGAUCCAGCUCUUGUUUUGCCCCCUGGCUAUGCAAAUAAUCUGGCCAGUCUACCCUGUUGCCCGCUCCCACCCAUGUAUCCUGGGGCCAGCUCAUGCACCAACCUUCAGCUUCAUCCAAUGGCCUUACAUCCCUGGAGCACGUACAGUGCUUGCCCUCCCAUGCAGGAUCACUCAGCAACUUUACCAAGUAAAAUGCAUCAGAGUCUGGAGAAACCCAUUCUCUCACCCCCACCCCCUCCGCCGCCACCACCACCACCACCCCCUCCUCCCCCACUUCCCCCUCCUCCUCCUCCAGCUGAACUUAUGGCUCACCAAAGCACCUCAGAGGUUUUAGCUGACUCUGGUGAGAGUUUUCAGGAACAGUCCUCACUUAAUGAGAGUCCAGUACAACAGGGGUCCGACAGGUUCAGCAAAAAAAGUCGCAAGAGACUCGACAGCAGGGCAGAGGAAGCAGGUAUGUCCACUGUUUCUGAGACCAAAUCAAAAAAGGAAGGCCGUGCUCUGGCUGACUUCAAUUCUCUUAUUGCCAGCCCAAGGCUUGGUGGCCGAGAGAAAAAGAAGCCUAAAGGGCAAAAGGAGCAACUGAACAAGGCCAAAAAGCUGAGCAGGACCACAAAUGAGUUCCAAGACAGCUCUGAAAGUGAACCUGAACUUUUCAUUAGUGGUGAUGAACUAAUGAAUCAAAGCCAGAGCAGCAAGAAAGGUUGGAAGAGCAAACGCAGCCUGCGCACAGCAAAUGAACUGGAGGAGAUUAAGUGCCGCAAGGCAAAUGAGAGAGAAGAUCGGAGCCUUGGCAGUCAGGGCUUUGUGUAUGUCAUGGCCAACAAACAGCCAUUGUGGAAUGAAGCUACCCAAGUCUACCAGCUUGACUUUGGUGGAAGAGUGACACAGGAAUCGGCCAAAAAUUUUCAGAUUGAGCUGGAUGGACGACAAGUGAUGCAGUUUGGCAGAAUCGAUGGUAAUGCAUACAUCCUGGAUUUUCAGUAUCCGUUCUCAGCUGUGCAAGCAUUUGCUGUCGCGCUGGCUAAUGUCACUCAGAGGCUUAAAUAAAGGACAGUAAUGGCCAUCCUGUGCAAGACAACACAAUUUGCUGAUUAUAUAUUCUGAAUUCUGAAUAACAAUGGACAGCGCUCUAUGUUGCCAAUAAAUAUGGUACUGCUUGUGUUGGACCAGGGUGUAAAGGUAACAGUCAGAGGAAUGUGGCCAGAAACAUAGCAUACUUGAGAGUGAAAAGGUACAUAAUGGUUAAAAUAAUCAUUAUUUUGUUAACUUUAUGGUAAGAAGACAAAAAGAAAAAGUAAAAAGAAUGCAGGACCAGUGCUUGAUUAAAGCUAGUAAAGAUAAGUUCCUAGUUUUGAUUUUUCUUUUAGCGUGUGUGUAUAUGUUUCAUAACAUUAAUAUACGAAAGGCUAAAUAAUGAUUUGCAUGCAAACCUAUGCUGAUUUAGUUCCCCUGUGGUGGUGAUUCCCUUACUGGCGGGUUUUUUUUUGUUGUUUUGUUUUGGAGUUUUUUUUUUUUUGCUGCAGGUUGUUUUCCAACUGUGAGUGGUAAUAUGAAUUUUACAGAUUAUGUACUAAGGAGGAGGAUGCCAUGAGUGAAAAAGAUUUUUUUGAAAUUAUUUUGACUGUUCUAUCUAUUGUAUCUCAUUUAUGUGUGAUGUUACAUGAAUCAGAUAUUAGUACUAUUAACUUCAACAUCUCAUUGCAAGUUAAUUGAUUUGACUUUUUUAGUCUUAUUUUAUCACUUUUUGUAAUGGCAGCAGUUUUCUAUCACUAUAAAACUCUUAAAUAGACGUUGAUCAUGAACCAGGUGGUGUUAAACCAUAUUUGAAUCACUGUAAUAUGUAGAUCUGUAAAAUAACACCAUACGUUUCAUUACAUCUCCCCACAUGAGCAUGUGGUUUUCACUUAAAUAUGGAUUUUUGAACAAUAUGUUCACAAUUUGCUUUGUUAAUUUCACCUGAAAAUUCUGAGUCUAAAUGUGUACGAUUUAUUUUGGCAUUGUAAUGUGCAAAUGAAACUUUAGAAAAUAGACUUGGCAUAGUUUUGAUCAAGGUACUACCACUCAGAGGAUAAUAGAACUGAAUAUAAACCUCUAAAGAAUGGCUACAGUGGUGGAUGGGAUAUACAUUUUCUCAUUUAAAUAAUAAAAAAAAAAUGGUGUGUGGGUUUUUUUUAAGGUAAUUUAAGAAAUGUAUUGAUUUCAUUAUUCAGUGUGAUUGACUUUUCAUGACCUUAGUAGUUCUGUAUGAGAGUUGGUCUGGCAUUUUGUCUUCUCCCUUCUAGAAGCUAAGGUCAGGAUUUGUUUAUUUGGCAGUGCCACACUGUCACAGUCAGGACAAGAUCCAAUUGGUCCUAUAUGUUUACUCAAAUCAGUAAAUAUCUGGUGUGUGUGUGUGUACACACACCUCAGCUUUCUUAUAUAAUUUGAGCUGUUAUGUUGAUUUUUAUAUUUUGGUUGUACAUUAACCAUUGGCUGAGAGUAUAGGUGUUGACAGAUGGUUGAUAUGAUCAUUUUCCUGUUUUUGGUGUAUAUGCUUUGAUGAUUUGCAAAUUGAACAAUUUCUAAUCUGUUAUACUAGAGUAUUCAGGCCCAAUUUGAAUUGUGUGGAAUGUGAGGCUUUAACUGUGCUAAUGCUUUACUAUUGUAAUGUACAAUAAACCAUGAUGAGCUUGUAAUAUUAA
Messenger RNA from Neoarius graeffei (lesser salmon catfish), 7883 nucleotides. RefSeq names its product TUB like protein 4b (gene tulp4b). Gene Ontology annotation, molecular function: protein binding. NCBI's taxonomy places the organism in Eukaryota, Metazoa, Chordata, Actinopteri, Siluriformes, Ariidae. The transcript is spliced from 16 exons. The record is from RefSeq and is a predicted model, not a curated record. The coding region runs from base 334 to 6249 and encodes 1971 amino acids.